AUGAAAAUUUUCGACGGAACUGCUCACAUCAAGGUUGUAGAAGCUCGUGACCUGCGGCCCACUGAAUGGUCAAAAAGAUUCACAAUCAGCGCAACAGAAACAGCAUUGCUUGAUGCAUAUGUAAAUGUUGGUUGUGAUGAGUACCACAUUGGACGAACACAAACACGUCCUAAAACUUGUACUCCUAUAUGGAAAGAAGAUUAUGAGACAGAAGUUCAUAACGGUCGUGAGCUGGAAUUCACAGUAUUUCACGACUGUGCUUUGCCUCCUGAUGAUUUUGUAGCGAAUUGUCAUGUACAAUUUGAAGAUUUCCAAAUUGGCAUAAGCAACGAUGUUUGGGUUGAUUUGGAACCACAUGGACAGUUACAUCUCCUGAUCGAACUUCAUGGUUCAUCUAGUGAAGAAGUACCUCAAAAUGAUGCAAGUAAAAAGCAACGAGUAUUUCGAGAGCGUACUAAUGCGUUUAACGACAGACAACGACGUGGUGCCAUGCGUCGAAAAAUUCAUGAGGUCACGGGACAUAAAUUUAUGGCGUUAUUUUUGCGUCAGCCAACAUUUUGCGCCCACUGCAAAGACUUUAUUUGGGGACUUGGAAAACAAGGCUAUCAAUGUCAAAUAUGCACAGUAGUCGUACACAAACGCUGUCAUGAACAGGUGUUGUGGAAGUGUCCUGGAAGUCGAAUUAACGCAACUGAUGAAUUCCAGACUGAAGCAGCUGAGCAAGGCCUUGGUCGUUUCAAUAUCAAUAUGCCUCAUCGUUUCACAGUUCACAGUUACAAACGUCCAACAUUUUGUGACCACUGUGGUUCCAUGCUAUAUGGUCUGAUCAACCAAGGCUUACAGUGCUCUGUCUGUAAGCUUAAUGUGCAUAAACGAUGUCAACGUAAUGUUGCUAAUAACUGUGGUAUUAAUGCAAAGCAAAUGGCAUUAGAACUUGCUCAACUUGGCUUAACCGGUGAUAAAAUGUCCAUAAGAUUUAAAAAAAAACCGUCGAUAAUGUCUUGCGGUGCCUAUGAAUCAAAUAUAUUAGCUCCAAAAGCAAGCAUUUCCGCCACUGCUUCAGUACCUCACUUAUUGCUGAAACCUAAUGAGAAUGAGAAAUUAGCAGUAGCAGCAGCAAAGAAUGACCAUCAGCUUGGAAAUAAAAGAAGUGCUGAAAAUAUUUCUUGUGUUUCGCUACCUGAAAAACUAGCUGCUGUGACGAUCAGCGACUUUACUUUUAUCAAAGUUCUUGGCAAGGGAUCAUUUGGCAAAUUAAUGACGAAAAAUGUAAUGAAACGUUUGGGCUGCGUACAAUCGCAAGGAGGUGAAGAUGCAAUUCGCGCACAUCCCUUUUUCCGCGAUAUUGACUGGGAGGCCUUGGAGGCUCGAAGGGUCAAACCACCAUUCAAGCCUAAAAUUAAAUCAAAGCGUGAUGCAAAUAACUUUGAUACCGAUUUUACAAAAGAAGAACCAGUGCUUACACCGACAGAACCAGCUAUAUUAAGAACGAUUAACCAAGACGAAUUUCAGAAUUUUUCAUUCGUAAAUCCCGAUUUUACUCUCGAUCACUAA
Molecule: messenger RNA, 1554 nt
Organism: Thelazia callipaeda (thelaziosis nematode)
Lineage: Eukaryota; Metazoa; Nematoda; Chromadorea; Rhabditida; Thelaziidae
Source: the annotation of a GenBank genome assembly